This is a messenger RNA of Raphanus sativus (radish), 1634 nucleotides long. RefSeq names its product UDP-glycosyltransferase 73C3. Bases 93 to 1583 code for a protein of 496 amino acids. The record is from RefSeq and is a predicted model, not a curated record. Lineage: Eukaryota; Viridiplantae; Streptophyta; Magnoliopsida; Brassicales; Brassicaceae. Gene Ontology annotation, molecular function: UDP-glycosyltransferase activity. The transcript has a single exon.
UUUUCUUAUCCAUCUUAUAUACGCUAACGAUCACACACCCACAAUCCAAACAAAACAAAACUCAGAAAGUUCUUCACUAAUUUGGAACAAAUAUGGCUUCCCAAACACCUCAACAAGUUCAUUCUCCUCUUCACUUUGUUCUCUUCCCUUUCAUGGCUCAGGGCCACAUGAUUCCCAUGGUUGAUAUUGCAAGGCUCUUGGCUCAGCGUGGUGUGACCAUAACAAUUGUCACGACCCCUCACAACGCAGAGAGGUUCAAGAAUGUCUUAAACCGUGCCAUCGAGGCUGGUUUGCCUAUCAACGUAGUUCAUGUGAAGCUUCCGUUUCAAGAAGCUGGGCUGCCAGAAGGAAAAGAGAAUAUGGAUUCGCUUGACUCCAAGGAGUUGAUGGUACCUUUCUUUAAAAUGGUUAACAUGAUCGAAGAGCCGGUCAUGAAGCUAGUGGAAGAGAUGAAACCUAGACCAAGCUGUCUAAUAUGUGAUUUGUGUUUGCCUUAUACAAGCAAAAUCGCCAAGGCCUUCAAUAUACCAAAGAUUGUUUUCCAUGGAAUGUCUUGCUUUUGUCUUUUGUGUAUGCAUGUUUUACGCAGAAACCUAGAGAUCUUGCAUAAUUUAAAGUCGGACAAAGAGUAUUUCUUUGUUCCUAGUUUUCCUGACAGAGUUGAAUUUACAAAGCCUCAAGUUCCCGUGAGAAUCAAUGCAACUGGAGACUGGAAGGAGUUCUUGGACGCAAUGGCAGAAGCAGAAACAACAUCCUAUGGUGUAAUCAUCAACACGUUUCAGGAGUUGGAGCCUGCUUAUGUCAAAGAGUUCAAAGAGGCUAGAGAUGGAAAAGUAUGGUCCAUUGGACCUGUUUCCUUGUGCAACAAGAAAGGAGCAGACAAAGCUGAGAGGGGAAACAAGGCUGUCAUUGAUCAAGAAGAAUGUUAUAAAUGGCUUGAUUCUAAAGCAGAAGGGUCGGUGCUAUAUGUUUGCCUUGGAAGUAUCUGCAAUCUUCCUCUGUCUCAGCUCAAGGAGCUAGGGCUAGGCCUAGAGAAAUCUCAAAGACCUUUCAUUUGGGUCAUUAGAGGUUGGGAAAAGUAUAAUGAGCUUGCUGAGUGGUUCUUAGAUAGCGGCGUUGAAGGAAGAGUCAAAGGGAGAGGGCUUCUGAUAAAAGGAUGGGCACCACAAGUGCUUAUCCUUUCACACCCUUCUGUUGGAGGAUUUUUGACACAUUGUGGAUGGAACUCCACUCUGGAAGGAAUCACCUCGGGUGUUCCUUUGCUCACAUGGCCAUUGUUUGGAGACCAGUUCUGCAACCAGAAGCUGGUUGUGCAGGUUCUUAAAGUUGGUGUAGGAGCUGGGAUUGAAGAAACUAUGAAAGGGGGAGAAGAGGAGAAGAUAGGAGUGUUGGUGGAUAAAGAAGGAGUGAAGAAGGCAGUGGAAGAGUUGAUGGGUGAGAGUGAUGAUGCAAAAGAGAGGAGAAGAAUAGCCAAAAAGCUCGGAGAGUUAGCUCACAAGGCUGUGGAAGAAGGAGGCUCUUCUCAUUCUAAUAUUACUUUCCUUCUAGAAGACAUAAUGAAACUAGCACAAUCCAAUAAUUGAUUAUUCUCUUUGUUAAAAGAAAUAGAAACAUUUAAACAGUCUUCAUUUGCA